Leptonychotes weddellii (Weddell seal) is the source of this 409-nucleotide messenger RNA. It is a transcript of the gene SPINK9, whose product is annotated as serine peptidase inhibitor Kazal type 9. The record is from RefSeq and is a predicted model, not a curated record. Lineage: Eukaryota; Metazoa; Chordata; Mammalia; Carnivora; Phocidae. Gene Ontology annotation, molecular function: protein binding.
UUGUUUUGCCACCAUCUGACCGCGCUUGGCCACUUCAGCAGCAUGAAAGCAAUAGCUUGUGCCCUACUCUUGGCUCUGGCACUUAUGACCAUCUUCAAUGUAGAAUGUGCUCCACACCCUCAACAGGUUGAUUGCAGUAAAUAUAAAAAGUCACCACCAGGAAAAGAGGGAUUCUGUCAUGCAAUAUAUGCACCAAUUUGUGGAUCCGAUGGCAAAACUUACCCAAAUGAUUGCUUCUUCUGUUUUGAAGUUCAAAAAACUCACAACAAACUUAAAUUUGUACAUUUUGGAAAGUGUUGAAUCUAUCUUGUGAUUCCAGUUCACAUGAAACACACUUCUUCUCCCAUAUAACCUACGCCGCAUUGCCUAAUCUUGUCACCAUUAUGUCUGGAUUUCCUUGUAGAAUAAA